GUGCGGUGCGGUCAGCGGCGAGGUGCGCAGUCUUAGUUAAGUUAAGUUAAGUAAAUGACAUCGUCUACUUUGGACGGGCUGCCCAAACAGUUCGUGGUCGCGAUGAGGACUCUAUUCGACAUCAUGGACGAUAAAAAAACGGGCUUCGUGAAUUUUGCAGAGAUCGAGAACAGGUGGCAGGACGACGGGUCCAAGGGUCUCCCCAAGGGGGUUAUAGAGAGUCUGAGGAAGGUUACUCCGCCGAACGGUAUGCUAUCCUUCGAGAGGUUCUGCGCCGGGUUGAAGAUAUGCUUGCUGAGGAACCAAGUGGAGAGAAAACCGCAUCCGGAGGCGAACGUGAAACCCAACAGGCCUCCGUCGGCCCCCUUGUUGGACAUAGACGGCCCCCCCAAGCAGUCCUGGUCGAACACGGCGGCCAUACGCCCGAACAACGUCAUCUCCCAGACGCAGAGGACUCUCAGCAUGCCCCAGUUGCUGCCCAAGGAAGCGAUGCAAAGCGAAGGCGUGGAAGUUCAUGCGUACGACAAACCGGUCCCGAACAUAAACAAACCCACGCUGUACGGCCCCCCCAAGCCCCCCCGCACCGCCCUCGGGGUCGCGAACGGCGGUAACAUGGACAGAGCCGAGAUUCGGACGGCCUUGCAGAACUGGCAGAUGGGGUUGCUCAUGAACGACCAGGAGAACAAGCCCAAGGCGCAGCAGUACACGGGGCUGCUGCGGACCAGCAGGAGCAUGGGGGACGGGAAGGCCAGCCAAACGGAGGUGCAAGCCAACAUGCAGUUGUACCAGAAAAAGGCGAAUGUUCGGAGGAGAGAGCCGAGAAGACACACGUUGCAGAACGGGAUAGAUUACAACAUGCUGAAGAGAAUGAAGCAGAUAGAACAGGAGAAGGAUGUGCUGAUGCAGGGUCUAGGUGCGGUAGACAAGGCUAGAGAGUGGUACUUGAAGCAGGUCGCUGCUGUUCAGGAGAAAAUGAAGUACCUUGGACGUAUGGGACAUGUCGAGCCGUGGUCUGAGGCGCAGCAAGAGAAGCUGGAACUUCAAAGGGCGCGCGUCUUCGAAGUGAACCGCCACCUGGCCGCCCUCACCGAGAGCUGGGAAAGGGGCGGCCUGCCGCUGCACAUGAACCUCGCAGUGCAUCACUAUCCGCCCCACCAUCAUCCGCAAGAUCUCGCAGACCGGCUCAAGCAACAAAACCGUCUACUCACCGAGGAGGUGAGCAAAAAAAGCGAACGAAUAUCGGCCCUCGAACACGAAAAAGCGAGUCUAAUCCAAGUGCUUCAAAUGAGGUCGAGUAACAGAAACGGCCAAGAAGAAGCCGUGUUUUGAAUAAAAGAAGAAUGUAAAGUCAUUGUAACAAAUUGUGAUUCAUCGUGUGACGAUCGGAAAGUAGGAAAAUAUUUGUUUAUUAUGUAAAUGUUACCUAGUUCGUACGUUCUCGAAUGGCAUAACCAAUAUAUUGAAUAAUUUAUAAGCAAAUUUGUGAGUUGGUGCCAUGAUAAAAUAGGUGCAAUUGAGGUGCAUAGUGCAAGUGAUUUUAUAAAUUUUAUAUCUUUAUAAGUAAUAAAUAUAUUUU
Messenger RNA from Brassicogethes aeneus, 1576 nucleotides. The record is from the annotation of a GenBank genome assembly. Lineage: Eukaryota; Metazoa; Arthropoda; Insecta; Coleoptera; Nitidulidae.